This is a messenger RNA of Gadus chalcogrammus (walleye pollock), 2748 nucleotides long. RefSeq names its product MTOR associated protein, eak-7 homolog (gene meak7). The record is from RefSeq and is a predicted model, not a curated record. Gene Ontology annotation, biological process: TOR signaling. The transcript is spliced from 8 exons. Lineage: Eukaryota; Metazoa; Chordata; Actinopteri; Gadiformes; Gadidae. Bases 276 to 1655 code for a protein of 459 amino acids.
CACUCCAGGAAGUUUACGUUUAGCUGUCAAUGGCAGGGUGAAUUUGUUCGUUUGCAGGAUAGCUAUAUUGCAAACACAUGUUUGCAAAUUAUUUAAAGCUGAUCAUAAAUAUCAGAUAUUAUAUAACGUGUCUAAGAUGGCAAUCAUACAUAUCUUUUUAAACAGAAACAAUACAAAGUUGACAGAGAGUUGGCUAUCCUAGUUAAGUCUCCAAAUGACCACAGACAGGUUUUAGGUUCAACGCCCGGCUGCUGUGUAUAACUAAAUAACUAACUAUGGGCAACACGGAAAGUGUUGUCGUACAGAAACGGCUGGCCCGUUUCCGUCCUGAAGAACGGCCCUUGAUCGAGGGGGUGUUUGAACGGCUUCAAGGUGAUGGAGGCUCAGGAAAGGUUUUAACACUGGAGAGCUUCAAGUCCUCCAUGGAUACUCUAGCCUCAGACUCCAUGAUAAAGAGGGUAUAUCGGGCUGCAUGUUGUGUUGAGUCUGGAGCUGGAACAGCACCAGUGACAGGCUCGGGGAAGGCCAUCACUGCAGCCACGUCUGGCGUGAGCCGUGAACAACUCGUCGUCCUCCUAGCUGACCUUCUGCGUGGUACCGCAGAAGAACGAGCACCCCUUGUACUGGCCAUGUCGCAGGAGGGGGCAGGGAACUCAGAGGCGGUCACACGCGAACAGGUGUCGCAGUUUCUCCAGGACGUCCUUUCUUCUGUGGUGAAGAUCCUGGUCAGUCGGGAGCGCCUGCGGGGCUGGAAGCUGGACAGGAUGGGGGAUGUGUCUAUGGGGGUCAAGCUGCUGGCUGAGCAGAUGUGCUCAGAGCUGAAGGCCUCAGAGCGGGGUACCUGUGACGUGUGCAGCCUGGAGGACUGGGUGUUCCGCGUGUCCCAGGUAGCGGCCUACCUGGAGCUGCUGGUGAGCGAGGGCCUGGCCGUGGUGCUCCCCAACCGGCCACCACUCACCCUGCUGCCCGCCUGCUUGGAGGCCCCAUGGUCCAAGCUCAAGUGUCUGCUGGACCUGCCCACCCUCAUGUUCCUGGCUCCGCAGUUGCCAGAUAGCUACAGCGCCCCCUGGAGGCUCCUGUUCACCACACAGCUGCAUGGAGAGAGCUUCUCCAGGAUGGUGGCGGGCCUGUCCAAACGGGGCCCCACCCUGCUGCUCAUCAGGGACACCCGGGGCCACGUGUUCGGGGCGUUCGCCUCCCAUGCCUGGGAGGUGAAACCACAGUUCCAGGGUGACUCUAGAUGCUUCCUCUUCUCGGUGUACCCGAGGCUGCGUGUGUACACCGCUACAGGAUACAAUCAGCACUUCAUGUACCUCAACCAGAACCAGCAGACCAUGCCCAAUGGACUGGGAAUGGGCGGGCAGCAUGGCUACUUUGGCUUGUGGCUGGACAGCGACUUUGGCCGUGGUCACAGCCGUGCGCGUCCCAAGUGCACCACCUACGGCAGCCCCCAGCUGUCGGCGGACGAGGAAUUCACCCUGGACUACGCGGAGGUGUGGGCUGUGGGCAAACCACCCGCACCGGAGGAGGGCGAGGAGGGGCGGGGCAAGAGAAGCGUCCUGGACAUGGACCCGGAGGUCCAGGCCAUGAUGGAGAUGGCAGGGAAGACGCUCCACAGCCAGGGCCUCAGAGAACCAGAAGAGGACGAGGACUAGCCCCCACAAGGAGAACCUCCAGAGAACCAGCCGGACCUGGACUGAGACCAUCAGAGAACCAGCCGGACCUGGACUGAGACCAUCAGAGAACCAGCCGGACCUGGAUCAUCCCAAAGGACAAACCUCUCGCAUUCCUCCAGGGGCCAUUUGAAAAGAGGAAACCGGCAGCGUUCAGUUGUUAAAGGGCCCCUCUUUUCCAAAUGCAUCCACUGGUGAUGACCCGAGUGGGAUAGCUUGGAACAAUCUGCCUCACACCUGGUGGUAAUUCUGUGUGUACACUGGCGACACACAGAAUUAAAAGCAUCUGCUCACACAGAAUUAAAAGCACCACCUCUAAGACACGCACGCGCACGCGCACGCGCACGCGCACAAUAGAAAUGUAGAGUGUAAAGAAGGAUCCAGGCAGGGAAUUUAUUCCAGGUGUAUGGAAGAUUUAAAUUGCACUUUUGAAUCAAAAUGUAGCCGUAUUUAGACUUGUAAAUGUAUUUUAUGAGACUACCAAUUAGUGUUUACAUUCAUAGAUACAAAGAUUAAACUCAAUACUAUCAGAACAACACUAGACCAUAACGUCCUCAUGUUUCUCUCUGGAUUCAUAAAAGGCUCCUCCCUUUGUUCGCCCCUCCGAGUUAUGAAAACAUGGCUGCAAUAGAUAUCCACCAUUGCAGAUUAUUUGUGGCAUAAUAGAUGUCUCUUCACAAAGCCAGAGUGUCAUUGUUUAGAUUCUACAGAGGGAUUGUGCGAGUUCAACCUCCGAGCUCUAUUGCAGCAAAGCUGGGAUGUAAGCGUGUAUUUCAUUAGUUCUUGCACCAAGCGGGGUUGCUUCACCAACCCUAAAUGUGGCACUGAACUUGAUCGAAGGCAGAACGUUGAAGGAAGGAUUUUUGUCUCAACUGUGGAAGCUUGGGUAGAGAAUUUAUUUCUAGGGGAUAUUUUUUUUCCUCCCACUAGCUUUUCCAGCUUCAAUUAAAAUCUGAACACGUAACAUAACAAAACACAAAUACACAAUUUUAACUGGUUUUAAAAUGGCCCUGUGUUAUGCAGUGAAGUUUGAUGUUUAUUCUAAUAAAGUUGCAUCCAAAUAGGUCAAAAUUCA